CCACCUUACCGCUGGAGUCAUCUACUAUAUCAGAGAACCACUUACUGUGGGCGGAUGUCGCCUUUAUGAACGUUGUGCCUUCUUUUUUCAUUUCUUUAUUAUAGCUCUGCCAGUCUCUUGUUAUUUCAUUUUAUUCAAUAUAGUAUCAUCAUCGCAGGGUCGCAAUGCCGACGGUCCUGCUACCGUCAUCGGCCGCUGCCUUUGCGCCGCGGUCUUCACCGAAUGUGGUGUUGAACACCAAAAUCGAGCCAUGGCUGACAACGACAUUGAAACGAGUCAGCCGAGUCAAGCGACCUUUAAACAAUGUGACGCAACAUACGAAGUGUCUAACGGAAACCUUGUCCUCGCCAAACGCUAUCUGGACCCUGUGCUCCAUGAUGUUCCCCAAGGCCCCCGAAGCAGAGCUCCGAAGGGACGAGAACCCAUGGGUGGAGGCGUUCUUCAACUACCAGAUGAUCCAUGUCGAGGCAUAUGUGGUGCAUGUUGAUAUGGUAUCUCGAAACGAGGUCGCAUUCAAACUGACUCCGGAAACAAUCGAAGCUUUGGUCGACUUUCACAAGGAGAUUUACUCCGUUGACACAGCCGCAAGUACCUGGGACUGGUCUGAGAAGGAGAGCCAGUUGAAGAAAUUACAGGAGGAGUUUGUCCAGGCUGCCAACAAGUUCGUCUAUCGCACCAGCGCGCAGGCACUGGAAGGACUGGAGGAGGACGGUGCAGGUGAGCUGCUUGGGGGCCGGGGUGAGGAAGCAAAGUCCGCGAUCACCAGCCUGUUCGUUCCGUUGCUUCCUCCCCCUCCACCCGUGGUCGACGUGCUUCGUUCGACACCUGUUCUCCCCAGUUCCACCGGGCCAGAGACAUGGUGGCACGACCCUAUGCAGCAACCUGUGUCGAUGGAUACGUGGAAAGUACUGCCAUCCAGCCCAGCCACGGCCAGUACAGGAGAUUCUAAUCCGAAUAUAUGGACCAGCCUGAACAACAUGAAUGAGUUCUCGUAUGCUUCUCCGACACCGUCCUACAGCCAACCGUACACCACUGCUCCUUACAAUGCGACGCAGUAUUAUAGCACCGCUGCCACGUCCGCUGCACUUGCCGCGCUCCCAUUGCCAAGCAUGUUGGUACAGCCCUGCAGCACAGCGGCGAAUAUGCUCGGGUUUGGGUGGGGGGAUCGAUACCAAGACUUUGCGCUGCCGUACGGGACAACCAUGUAAUACGCCCAUGGAACCAUACACUUGACGUUGAUGGUCUCCCUGACUUCGCGUAUUUUUGGUUUAGAUCCCAGAGUCCCUGUCUACAAGCCCCAUCUAGCUCGUUUGUACCCUUCGAGCCCGAGAUACACCUACCAGAACAACCGGGAGCACUAUACCCGCUAUAC
Molecule: messenger RNA, 1372 nt
Organism: Aspergillus pseudonomiae
Lineage: Eukaryota; Fungi; Ascomycota; Eurotiomycetes; Eurotiales; Aspergillaceae
Exons: 1
Coding region: 165-1208 (347 amino acids)
Source: RefSeq, a predicted model, not a curated record